Molecule: messenger RNA, 3636 nt
Organism: Prunus persica (peach)
Lineage: Eukaryota; Viridiplantae; Streptophyta; Magnoliopsida; Rosales; Rosaceae
Product: protein plastid transcriptionally active 16, chloroplastic
Exons: 14
Coding region: 326-2881 (851 amino acids)
Biological process (GO): mRNA processing; regulation of mRNA splicing, via spliceosome
Cellular component (GO): spliceosomal complex
Molecular function (GO): RNA binding
Source: RefSeq, a predicted model, not a curated record
CCCAAUAAAAAGGCCUACAGAGGGCACCCCGAAAAUUCACAGGCUUUGAGUUAGCAGGCAGAUAAAUCAUCAUCGUCACACAAUUUGGGUUUGUUGCUUCAAAAGACCACCAUUGAACUGCAGACCAUAAUUCAAUUCAAAGCCUUCCCGACUUGAGAGAAUAAGUUCCCCUAAUGCCCACACACAUGGCGUAAGCUGAAAGUACACCGCUUCGCUCUGGCUCUGCUUCCAUAUCUCUCUUUCUCUCUCCUCAAUCAUCACAACACAUAAGCCUUCUUAUUCUACCGCCGAAAAUCCCUUCAGCUUUCAUCGCAAACCCUAGAAGAUGUCGGGCGGGUUCUUCAGGGGUACAUCUGCUGAUCAGGACACAAGGUUUUCCAAUAAGCAAGCUAAGCUGUUGAAAUCUCAGAAGUUUGCACCUGAAUUGGAGCAUUUGGUGGAUAUAUCGAAGGUGAAUAUGGAGGUUAUGCACCCGUGGAUUGCUAAACGGGUAACAGACCUUCUCGGUUUCGAAGACGAAGUUCUUAUCAACUUUAUUUAUGGUCUUUUGGAAGGAAAGGUAGUGAAUGGGAAGGAAGUUCAAAUUUCGCUUACUGGAUUUAUGGAGAAAAACACUGUGAAGUUUAUGAAAGAGCUUUGGACGCUUCUUAUCAGUGCACAAAACAAUGCUAGUGGUGUCCCUCAACAGUUCUUGGAUGCCAAACAAGAAGAAGCACGGACAAAGAAGGAGGAGGCAGACAGGUUUGCAAAUGAAAUUCAGAGAAAGAAAGAUAAGGAGAGGAUGGAUCAACAAGAGAUAUUGAAGAAGAUGGAAGGAGGGGUUGAUAAGAAAUCAAGCAAUAUUGCGUUGGAGCCAAACUCAAAACAUAUGUCACCAAGGACUUCAAAUGAUCGUUCUGAGGAUGAAAGAGGAAAUGAAAAGCGCAAUGGUGUGAAGGCAAGGAACAAGGUUUCAAGAUCUCCAAAUUCAGGAAAUUCAUCUCUGUCUCCUAGUGAAAGACGUCGGUCAAAAAGUGUUUCCAAGUCACCAAAAGCACGGAGACGGUCCAUUUCUUCGGAAAGAGGUUAUCGCUCUCCACCAAGACGGCCUAUUACAACUCUUCGGAGGCAUUCACCUGAGGGAUCACUCUCGCCGAGAGGAAGAUCACCUUAUUCGAGGCGAAGAUCUAGAUCAUAUUCCCCACAAAGAUCACCCUCUCCUUAUCGGCGUAGAUUACGUUCUCCCUAUCGGCAUAGAUCACCUUCUCCUGGUCGUCGUCGAACGCCUCCACCUAUUAGACGUCGGAGAUCACCCUCACCUGUCCGACGUCGCAGAUCACCCUCACCUAUCCGACGUCGCAGAUCACCCUCACCUGUCCGACGUCGCAGAUCACCCUCACCUGUCCGACGUCGCAGAUCACCCUCACCUGUGCGGCGUCGCAGGUCACCCUCUCCUUUGCGACGUCGCAUGUCACCUUCUCCUGUAAGACGUCGCAGAUCCCGCUCACCUGUGCAUCGCAGAUCUCCCUCACCUGCACGACGGUGGUAUCGAAGAUCUCCAUUGACUUCACGUAGGAGAUCUCCGGUUCGUGGUGGUAGGAGAUCACCAACUCCUCGGAAUAGGUCUCCUUCGCCUUAUGUCCGAAGUUCUGCAUCUCCUAUUCAGAAUGGUUCCCCUUCACCAAUCAGGGGGACAAAGUAUCAGAGAUCUCCAUCACAAUCUCCUCAAGAAAGAACCAGGUCCCAAUUUUCUCCUGUGCCACGUCAGUCCUCUAGCUCUCCCGGAUCACUGCAGAGGGAGUCAAAGAAAGAGAAAGAUUCUCGUAAAAGAGCACCAGAUUUGUCGCCAUCACCAGAGAAGUCUCGCAUACUGUCAGAAUCUCCACCAGGUGUAAGGAGUGCUAGUGAAGAAAGGAGAUCCUCUAGUCCUUAUGAGAGUCCGGUGCGACGACCAAGGGAGCAAAUGACUCGUAAUAUUAGCUCAAGUCCUCCAAGGAAACCAAGAGAACAAAAGCUUCGUCGUGGAAGUCCAGAAAUAAGCGAAGAGGAGGAUGGUGAUGAUAGACCUAAGUCCACAGAGAGAAGAUCAAAAAAUACAUCAGUGAUCAGUAAGCCGAUAGUUUCUCCUGCUAAGGUUCAUAACAAGGAAGACUACUCUCCUGAAAGAGUAGCAUCUGGUCAUAGAUAUACUGAAUCUCGGAGUCGUCUGGAUAAUAUGGAAUUCAGAAACAAAGAGCAGGAGAUGAGGAGUGGGAAAUCUUCUGGGAGGGGUGCCCCUGGAACUCCUGAGCAACAAAAAGCAGCAACCAUGUCAAAGGACUCUCUGCCUGGUGAGACUCAACAAGCAUCAUAUCCUAAUGAAGGUAGAAGGACUGAUGAUAAGAACCGCUCUCAUUCAAAGAAUUCCAAGGACAGUGAGCGGCAUCACAAACCUGGAUCUGUACACUCUUCAGUUGAAAAGGUUGAUCAUAUUAAUCAAAGUGGCACUUUUGAUUCUGGUUCUGAGGAAAGUGACAAAUGCAGAGGUGGGGAUAAGGAAAAAAGAAAGAAUAAGAGAUCAGAGAGGCAAGCAGUGACUUCAGAUGAUGAUUACAGUAAUGAUUCUGAAAUAGAAGACAAGAAGGGUUCUAAAAGGAGGAGGAAAGAGGAAAAGAGAUUGCGGAAGGAGAAGAAGCGCCGAAGACGUGAGGAGCGACGCCGCAGAAAAGAAGAACGUCGUGCAGAGAAGCUGAAGGGAAAGAAUUACAGUGAUGCUUCUGCUUCAGGUGGUGAACAUGUAGGCAGGAGGGAGCUUCAUUCAAGUGACAAUGAAGAGGCAGAGGCUAUUCAGAAGAAACUUGAGAUUGAGUUACGCAAGAAGGCUCUUGAAUCACUUAAAGCAAAGAAGGGCAUCAAUCACUAAAUUUGUUACUAUGUUCAGACGUUGUGAUGUUAUUUAAUCUUUUCAAUCCUUUUAAGCAGUAACAUUUCAGAUUUGCUAGGAAUUUGAAUGAGAGUAUUUCUAUGUUUUGUUUACUGUUUAAUGUAGUCUGUGUUUACUGCUGGCAGCUUAAGUGGAUAAAUGAGGAUUUCCUGAGCUAUUCUCUUGAGUUCAACUUUAUGCAGACCUUGCUGCUAGAUUUUCUGCUUGUUUGAUGUGCAAAGUUGGUUACAAUUUCAGGUAGUUUUUGUCCUGGUCUGUAUGAUUGGCUGAUCUUAUUUCUUUCUUACGACAAAGAGAACCUGAAGGUCUUAUCUGUUUCAUUCAUGAGGAUUUACUAAAAUUAGCUUUCUGGUUAAUUGGUAGAUGAAAUUUAUGUCAACUAGGUGUCACCUACUUGAGCAGAUCAUGCGGAGAUCCACAUUUUGACCAUUGGUUCAGGAUGGAAGCUUGAGAGUUGUUCCUGGGACUUAAUUUUUGUAAAAUUCUCCAUGGUGCUGUGGUCUUGGAUUUGUCUGGUCCUCAUGUUGAUACCGACUGUAAGGUUGAUAUAGAUGGUAUACCAUUUAUGUAUAUGAAAUGAUUAAUAUUAUAUGAGAACGGAGGUGUUAAUCUUCACCUUAAUGUUCUUUUCUAACUGUGUUUCACAUCUGGGGUGAAGCAUUUAAUUUUGAUAGGAAAAGUUUGUUGAUUGGAUAAUUUAUGACCCUAAUAUACGUUUCCGUCCUCGGGCAGUA